Pisolithus orientalis is the source of this 378-nucleotide messenger RNA. RefSeq lists its product as uncharacterized. NCBI's taxonomy places the organism in Eukaryota, Fungi, Basidiomycota, Agaricomycetes, Boletales, Pisolithaceae. The record is from RefSeq and is a predicted model, not a curated record. The transcript is spliced from 2 exons. The coding region runs from base 1 to 378 and encodes 125 amino acids.
AUGUAUGCAGAUGGCAGGGAAGCAUUGAUCCAUCUUGGCAAACAGGCAGAACAGUGGGCAGAUUCAGAUAUGAGCUCCAUACUGCCAAUAUGGAGCUCCAUGUAUAGCAGCAUGUCUGUGAUGGUGAAUCAGGCAACUUGUUACCACAGGGAUAUCAAUGGAUGGGAUCCAUGGUAUGACAUGCUGGUAACUGUGGGUGACUACCUGCCCUUGGACUUUGUCAUUCCAAUGUUGAAUCUGCAGCUGCACUACAACCCAGGGACAAUCAUUGCUAUUUUCAGGUUCAGUAUUGGAGCAUGGGGAUAUGCUGGCUCUUCGAACUUUGGAUGGGUGGUGUUGCCAAGAUUUUGCAAAUGGGCAGGUGCUUUGACAUCAUAG